AUGGAGACAGAAGUGCAGUCGAUCCAGAUUGUAGCGCAAUUCAAAUAUUUGAGGCCGGGGCAACAUGCUUAUGAUCAUUAUGAACUCUUACUAUUGUUUAGCUAUCUGGGCUACUUCAGAGUAACCACAUUCAUUGACGUUAGUAUGUUUUGGACCAAUAUAAUGUGGGUCUAUUGUCUACAAUGGCAUCUAUGCUGCCGACUGGGAUUCAUGAAAUUUUGGAUGUGGUUGGCAUUAUUAUCUGCGAUCGCAGUUGUGGUGAUGAUUGCCCCCAUGAGUUAUGCCAUGAACGAAAUGGAUCUGAGCUGGUGUCGAUUUAUGCCAAAUUCUACGCUAGCGAAAUACCAACCGCAGUGGAGGAGAUGA
Messenger RNA from Strongylus vulgaris, 366 nucleotides. Lineage: Eukaryota; Metazoa; Nematoda; Chromadorea; Rhabditida; Strongylidae. The record is from the annotation of a GenBank genome assembly.